Molecule: messenger RNA, 4398 nt
Organism: Octopus sinensis (East Asian common octopus)
Lineage: Eukaryota; Metazoa; Mollusca; Cephalopoda; Octopoda; Octopodidae
Exons: 4
Coding region: 569-1735 (388 amino acids)
Biological process (GO): neuropeptide signaling pathway
Cellular component (GO): membrane
Molecular function (GO): G protein-coupled peptide receptor activity
Source: RefSeq, a predicted model, not a curated record
UGUCUCUCUCUCUCUCUCUCUCUCUCUCUCUCUCUCUCCUCUCUCCUCUCUCUCUCCCUCUCUCUCUCCUCUCUCUCAAUAUAUCACCUUUCCUCUUCCUAUCACUAUCAUGCUUGCCACACAGUGUCUCGGCCGAAAACAGUCCUGACUUUGGAACGGUUUCCUGAAUCUCGUAUUAAUAUGUUAAAAUGUUCCAGCAGGAGAUGUAUUUCACAAAUAUAAACAACAAAACGGGGCAAACCGAAACAAGACGUCAGUUAUUUGCCAAGAGCUAACAUUUUAUAACCACACAACAAACGCAUAUGGACGGAAGAAAGGCAGGAAGAAAAUUCAUAAAUGUAUAGGAAGAUACGACUUGGAUGGAGAAAUGAGUCAAAUAGACAGAAAGAUACAAAUUGAAAGUUAUUGGACGACGACCAAGUUGGCGAACCAUAUCCAAUCGUUUUAUUCGAUCAUAUAGACCCAAAUUGCUUCUCUCAGUCUGACCGGCUUCGCUUUGUUUUCACAAGUACUUCACAAACAGAAAGCAUAAGAACUGUACGCAAAAUUUACCACCUGCGCACUGAAGAUGGAGAAUGUUUAUAUGAGCAAAAUGGAUUUCAAUAUUUCUAAGACAAAUGAUUAUUCCUUCACCAGAAAAGUUCCAAAGCUAUCAGAAAAUAUUGAGUCUGAAUGGUCUUCUUUGGAGUUGGUAGAUAUGUUAGAUGCUUACUAUAAACCCACAUUUUCAUCCCUCGGUUUGUUGCUCAAUUCGAUUUCGGUAACAGUUUUUCUCAACACAGAACUCAAUAAGUUGUCCGUAAGUCACUAUCUUAUUGCUAUAGGGAUUAUGGAUAACUUUUACCUUUUUACCGUAAUCAUACCAUGGCUUUCCAAAUAUGGCAUCGGCUUCUUUACGACUAUGGGGAUUUGUCAGCUUGUUUUGUACCUUUCCCAUUAUUCUAGAUUCCUCUCUUGCUGGUAUAUGACUCUGAUGAUUAUGCAGAGGUCUUCGAAAAUGUAUUCGCAAGGUUUGAAACGGCGUUUUGAAAGUGUUUUACAAGCUAAGUUCAUUAUUUUAAUGAUAGCAAUAUUUGCUGGUGUUGGUUUCCUCUAUGUCACCUGGACACACGGUGUCGUGGAUAAUCCGCUUCGAUGUACAAUUUUACCAGAAAAUGAAGCACAAAUACAACUCUUGAAGAAAAUUGAACUCUUUUUUUCUUUCAUCUUUCCAUGGAUAGUUUCUUGUGUCUUCCUUUUAAUUCAUCUGUUGAAGAAUUGCAUGUGCUACAAGUGGUGCUUUGCUGAUAUGAUACAAACAAAGAUUGAAGCACAGGGUAAUGCAAUGCUGGCCAACUUUAUAGGUGGUUCUGUUAAAACAAAAUGGAGUGUCCGCACUUUUGAUCAUGUUGAGACACCUUCUCCCACUGUAAUGGAUACUGCCAUGAAUAUUUCCUGUAUUUUUGUUGCUACAUUUUACCUCUUAUCCAGUUUACCAUACAUGAUUAUCAAGAUAAGAAUAUCUUAUAUGAGUGAAGCUUAUAAGUCACUCCUGCCACUUUACAAGAGUCUCUACUUAUUAAACUUUGUUGUCAAAUUUUUUGUUUACUUGUCCAUUCCUGAAUUUAGGAAAGCAAUAACUCGAGCGUUCGGUGGGUUACAUGGAAACAAAUCUGAAAAGGAAAUGACUCAACGAUCGGUAUUCUUUCCUCGAGUCAGCAAUAAAACCCGAAUAUUAGAUACAACUGACCUAUAGAGGUAUUAACUAUUUCCUAUAAUUUCAAGGUCAAAUAAAGUGAACGUUAACUUAAUUAUAAUCGUCAUUCUUGAGUAAAACCAUCAGAUAAUUAUUUAUGAAUACCUUGUAACCAAACUCCUUUUUUUAAUUUCGAUUUAGUAGAAAAAAGUUUCCCUCGGUUGUGUUGUAUCACAUCACAUGUUGAAAAUAAAGAAACAAUUAUCGCUCACUAUGAUUUUUCGUUACUGGAGAAUAUUCUUCUAUUUCACUAUAAAUAAGCCAUAAUGAGUAGUAUAAGGAUCCUCGAGUGCACAGAUUCUAAUUCUUUCAAAGAAAAAUUGGAACCGUGAUCUAUGGAUUUCUGACAUAUAUUUUGUUUAUGUUAUGAGGUAUAUAUUUAGAAACCUGUGACUAUCUAAUAUGCACUGGCAACCAGAUUUCAUGAAAGCGAUUUUAAUGGGAAUAUAAACAAACACACUCAAAAUUAUUCAUGAAUGUUAUAAAUCUCAAUAAAGUUUACCUCAUCAAUUGGAUAACAUUUAUCAAUUUAUCCUCGCCAUAUUUACAAUAAAUUUUCAGCGUAAUAUCGCAACGAUUUAUAACAAAUAUUAAUAAGACAUAUAUUGCUACUAAAGUUUAAAAAAAAAAGACUAUGUAUCACUAUACCUAUUAAAACGGGAAAUAUGUUACUACAAAAGAGAUAUGUAUUUUUUCAAGAUGAGAAUAUUUUCCUCUUAUUUUAAGGAUUUGUGAUGAGCAAUAACAUUUUAUUGAUUUACCUCCACUGAAAAAUAUCAAAUUUAACCAAAACUCUGAACCAUUUCACCGCAUUUCGUCAACAUUUGUAAAAAUUCCUGAUAUUCGAUUCGAAUUGAUUUUUUUUUUUUUUGACAUGUUUAUGACAUCAAAACCUCUGAAAUAUCAUGAAACAUCUUUAAUUCGCUGUCCAGUGUCUGGAAACUUGACAUUAUAUUUUCUUUUGAACAUAUUCCAAAGAUCCUGUUUUCAAAGUUGCGUGAGAACACAAAGAAUGUUCAACUGUUACAGUUUCUCCCUUACUCUUACGUUCUAUUAUAUUACAUAUUUUUGCUUAAGUAACAUCUGUGCAUUGUGUAUUGUGUAGACUUAUCUUUCCGCUAGAACUACACAAGUUAAUUGUAUACUACAUCAAACAACUUAUCUGUAUCCAGUCAAUUCCGACAAUCAAUACUGCGUUACAGGUUUACAUAUAUUUUUAUUUAAUUCCCUUCCUUUGUGGGACUUGCAACAUUUCAGCGAAAAUAUCGUUUUAAUUUUUCCUGAUCUUCUGUAAAAGCCGUUGAACCAUACACCGAGAUCUUCGCCAGCAUUAAAUGUAAUAUAAAUACUCUAGUCAUCAAUAUCUUUAUGCUUCAAAAUGAUCUUUUUAUGUGCAACCGAACUUUAAAAGAAAAGUAAAUUUAAAUACCUGAAGGAAUAACUAUGAAUAUAAGUUUUCUUUUCUGGGUCAUAUCUUUUAGAAUAUGGCGUUACUUUUUGAUAAACAGAAACAUGUAAACUUGGAUCAAAUUUUAGUUCUAUAUUUGUAGUAGAAUAAACACAAUAUUUUAUAAGCAGAAUAUAGGAUGGUAAUGAUUUUAGUCAAAACACACAAUCUAAACAUUUAAAGUGACUAAGUGGAUGAGAUUGGUUUGUUCGUCGCCAGGAAUUCAAAUCCACCGCAGGAUUCUUGUUUUCUUUCUGGGUAGGAUUCCUGAGAUUACGUUCUUCAAUUCACCUGGCUCUGGUAAAAAAUAUUUUGGCUAAUCGGCAGAAGAAAAAGGGAACCUAUUCCACCAUAAUUUUCCUCAACAGAUCAUUUAAUAAAGAAAACAAUAAUCAUAUUCCACUGCAAAUGGCUAUCUAUGUAUGGUAAUAAUAUGGCUAGCCAUAUCAUUACCAUACAUUUCGUAGCUCCAUAUCACGAUAAAUGUUCAGUUCAGGCACAAUAAAUCACAGAACCAAACUUAUAAGUCCACUCAGAUUUUUGCCAAAAGUAAACUUAUUUCUUUCCAAUGCUAGAUACAAAAUCUAUAUUAUUUGUCGAAUUUUGUUAAAUUUUAAUUGACUUCAGUAUAUGUAGCGUUAUGUUCUAUGGUUUUCAUUAGUCGCUUCAAUUAUUUUUUAUAGUGCGUUUUGUUUUCCUUUUUUGUAUAUUUAUUAUACCAUAUAUUCAUAUUGUAUGUACAAUUAAUUCACUUAUUAAAUUGAUCAGUUAAUAUUUACAUAUUUUUCAUGUAUGAAUAUUAUCUAAAUUUACAAAACUAAAUCUCCUGAGGGUAAUACAUGUUUCAUCAGUGAUCAGUGAUAUUUUCAAAUUCAAAUUGAUCUUUCAGAUGUAAAUAAUGAGGCGGAAAAAUACAGAUGUAUGUCUGCAAUAUGUGUGGGCAUGUGUGUUCGCGCGGACGUCAAUAUGUGUGCAUAUCGGUGUUUUACAUGCAUCUAUAAAUAUUCGUUUCAAAUUUUGGCACAAGGCCAACAAUCUCGGAGGAGGGGGUUUAAGUCGAUUAUAUUGUCCCAGGUGCUUCACUACUUGUACCUAUUUUAAAGAGCUCGAAUGGAUGAAAGGCAAAGUCGACCCCAAUGACAUUUGAACUCAGAACGUCAAGUCGGAAGAAUGCCACUAAGCAUUUUGUCCGGUGCAGUAACAAUUCUGCCAUCUC